GUCGUUGUGUAGAUGCAGGAUCAAACUGACAGAUCAGGAAGAAGAGAUUGCUGAGAGUUUUCACCGUUCUCUAGAUGUCUAGAGUUUCGUUUUUAAAUACUGGGUUUUAAAUUAAAUCUUAAGUUGAUAAAGCGAAAGGAUCCGACGCAAAGAUGUCUGUUGCCGGACUAAAGAAACAGUUUUAUAAAGCGAGUCAGAUGAUGAGUGAGAAGGUGGGAGGCGCAGAAGGAACCAAACUGGAUGAGGACUUUAAAGACCUUGAGAGGAAGGCUGACGUCACCAGCAAAGCCAUAUCAGAUGUGCUCUGCAAAACUACCGAAUACCUGCAGCCUAACCCAGUAUCACGAUCGAGGCUGACCAUGUUGAACACCAUGUCUAAAAUGCGCGGGCAGAUGAAUAGCCCAGGUUACCCGCAAGCAGAAGGACUUCUUGGAGAGUGUAUGCUCAAAUACGGCCGAGAAAUGGGAGAGGACACCAACUUUGGUGGCGCUUUAGUGGAGAUGGGAGAUGCCAUGAAGAGACUGGCAGAAGUGAAAGACUCUCUAGACAUUGAUGUCAAACAGAACUUUAUUGACCCUUUCCAAACUAUAAUCGACAAGGACCUGAAAGACAUACAGCAUCAUCUGAGGAAACUGGAGGGCCGUCGACUGGAUUAUGACUACAAGAAGAAGCGUCAGGGGAAGAUUCCUGAUGAGGAGCUCAGGCUAGCAGAAGUGAAGUUCGAAGAGUCCAAAGAUGUAGCUGAAACCAGCAUGCAGAACCUUCUGGACACUGACGUGGAGCAGGUGAGUCAGCUCGCAGCUUUGGUCGAAUCUCAGCUGCAGUUUCACAGACAGUCUAUGGAAAUCCUGGAGGAGCUGGCACAGAGAAUGAGAGAAAGAGUAAACGAGGCCCAAUCUCAGCCGCGCCAGGAACGGAUGCCUGCGUCCAGACCCAGCUUUGAUUGUUUAGAUCCGGAAGACUCAAACGGAGGCUGGAAUCCAUCUGCAGUGGCCCCCUCCUUUAACAGGACAUCGUCACGGCAAAAACGCAAUUCGACAGAUCAGCCCUGCUGCAAGGCUCUGUAUGACUUUGAACCGGAGAACGACGGAGAGCUUGGCUUCUACGAGGGUGACAUUAUCAAGCUGACCAAUCAGAUAGACGAGAACUGGUUCGAGGGAACCGUGCAUGGCCAUACCGGAUUGUUCCCCUGUACCUACGUAGAGGUGAUGGUGCCACUGCGGCACUGAUCCCACACAAAACAGGAAGAGGAAGUGCAAUGGCAGGUACAGACAGGGAGAAAGGGAAAUUCUGUGACUUGUAUUUCACUUUGAGCACUUUGACCUCCUGAGAGAGAUGUUGGAUAAUAAACAGUAAGUGUCGGGGCUAUUAUUUGUUACUUAGGGUUUCAGGUCCAGUGUUUUAGUUCAUCUUAGGAAACACUAGCAUUCCCCAAAGUACAUUAAACAUAAUUGAGAAGUAUGUCAAGGAAAAAUCCGUUUUGGGAGUGUUCAUUCUAGAGGCAAAUUGAUUUUAUCUAGCUAUCAGUUUCCUAUAAUGAUGUUACUAAGAAGUGUCUUCUGGUGGUAAUCACUGACCUCUAGCGGCCGCAUUUGUGUAUAACAUGUAAAAUGCUUCCUAGCGUUUGUCAAUCACUGCUCAGCUCUUUCUGAAUGGCGCAAAGCUCAAUGUGUUUGUGCAGUUGUUCAUUUGAAUCUCAUGACUGUUUAACUAACCCUUUCCCGUUAGCUUUAGUUGUGUUGGGUUUGUUUCAUUUCCCUUAAAGGGAUAUGCACCCCCCCCCCCC
Messenger RNA from Carassius carassius (crucian carp), 1786 nucleotides. RefSeq names its product endophilin-A2-like. The transcript is spliced from 10 exons. NCBI's taxonomy places the organism in Eukaryota, Metazoa, Chordata, Actinopteri, Cypriniformes, Cyprinidae. Gene Ontology annotation, cellular component: glutamatergic synapse; cytoplasm; presynapse. Gene Ontology annotation, molecular function: protein binding. The coding region runs from base 153 to 1229 and encodes 358 amino acids. The record is from RefSeq and is a predicted model, not a curated record. Gene Ontology annotation, biological process: synaptic vesicle uncoating.